Molecule: messenger RNA, 2111 nt
Organism: Octopus bimaculoides (California two-spot octopus)
Lineage: Eukaryota; Metazoa; Mollusca; Cephalopoda; Octopoda; Octopodidae
Product: ubiquitin-conjugating enzyme E2 N
Source: RefSeq, a predicted model, not a curated record
GGUGUUGCUAGCUCUGUAUGCUGGCUGUGCGCCAUCUUAAAGUAGUAAGGUGCUUGGAGAGAGAGUCAGACAAACUGAUAUUAGAAAGACGAGGCCUUUUAUCCCCCUUUUUUUACAUUAUUUCUGAUCAAUGGCUGGUCUACCAAGAAGAAUUAUCAAGGAGACUCAGCGGCUCAUGGCCGAGCCUGUACCUGGAAUAAGUGCCACACCUGAUCAGUCAAAUGCUCGAUAUUUCCAUGUGGUAGUUGCAGGGCCAUCAGAGUCUCCAUAUGAGGGAGGUGUUUUUAAUCUAGAACUCUUUCUUCCGGAAGAAUAUCCUAUGUCAGCACCAAAAGUGAGAUUUCUGACAAAAAUAUAUCAUCCAAAUAUAGAUAAACUUGGCAGGAUAUGUCUAGAUAUUCUAAAAGAUAAAUGGAGUCCAGCAUUGCAGAUUCGUACUGUUCUUCUGUCUAUUCAAGCACUACUCAGUGCCCCAAACCCAGAUGAUCCCUUAGCAAAUGAUGUAGCAGAACAAUGGAAACUAAAUGAGGCAGCAGCAAUUCAGAAAGCUCGUGAAUGGACUCAGCUUUAUGCUCAGAAUACUGUGUGAGCUGCAAAGAAAUAUCAGCUGAUGUGGCAGCAAGAGACAGUAAAAUGAUGACGACAAUGACACAAGACAGCAACGAUGACUAUAAUAUCACCAAUUUGAAAACAAACAAAACACAACAAAACAAAACAAACAAACAAACAAACAAAAAAGUUCCGCCUGGUGUCACAUCUGUCCAGGACUUUGAGCAAUGGCUGUUGCUUUCUAUAAAUAGUAUUUGGUUUUAGUCGGUAGGUCCUUCCUCCCACUUUCUUGGGCCUUGUGAUAUGUGCUGCAUCCAUAUCCCUUAUCCUUACCGACUGACAGAUGGACCAGACAGUGCAGCAUCAAACAGUGGACUUCUGCCCCUUCCCACGACACAUCUAUCAAUUGGCUAUUUGCCAAAGAUGGCCUACACAAGUGGUCUGCUGACCACUUUAAUUUCCACUAUUACCACUGCUGGUUGCAACACAAUUUUAAAAAAUAAAAAAAAAUAAAAAAUAAGAACUAUAUAUAUAUGUAUAUGUGUGUGUAUGUAUGUAUGUAUAUAUAUAUAUAUAUAUAUAUAUAUAUAUAUAUAUAAAAUUAUAUAGAAAAAUCUAUAAUAAAAUAAUUUCAAAAAGAAAUCAGGUUCCCCCCAUCCUUUUUUUCUUUUUCUUAUUUGUUUGUUUCCUCACAAUUUUUGAAAGCAGAUUUUGGAGAACCAACCAAUGUUAAUUAAACUGGUUGGUUAUUGGAUUUGAAAGAAAUUAUCUCCCAUUUACUGUUUCUAAGCUGAUAUUGUAGUUUAUAGAGUGAAAAUUACACUCCUAAUUCUCUACAGCUGAUUUACUUGAAAUAAAAACAUCUAAUUAUUACUGCUAGCUAGUGUGGUUUCUCUCUUCACUCUCAGCUAUUUCAUUCCAUAGAUUAACAGGGGAGGGAAAAUUGCGUAAAUUAUAUUGAAAAGUAUAAUUUUAAAAAAAAAUCUUAUCACAAGUUAUUUUAAUACUCAAUUAUUAAAUCAGUUUCACUCUUGUAGCUAUUGCUCUAAUUUUAUAUAUAUAUAUAUAUUUAAAAGCAAAUAUUCUCUAGUCAUCAUCAUAUAAUCCAUUCUUGGUUAAAUUGUAUUUCUAUAUAUUUAAGUAUUUAGGAAUAACCCCCUUGGCCCUACUUUUUAAUAUUUGUGACUGAAAAAAAUUUGUGGAGAGGUGAGCUGCUAAUUGUUCUUAUCAACAUGAAGCUGUACUGUAAUAGUCAAUGUAGGUUUCUUCAAUUCUGAUGAUUUAAACAAGGUGAGAUAUUUUGUUCCAUCCAGCUGAUUAAACCAGUAUAUAAUUUGAAUUUUGGUGUUCACAAAGAAAAAAAAAAAAAAGAAAAAAAAUUAACAAAUGAUGCAACUUUGUUAGUUUUAUUCUGUUUGAAGAUGGCUUAUUAACUGGCAAAAGCUGAUUCUUUAAAUUAAAUCCAUCAUCAAACCCAUCUCGUGUUACCUCUGCUUCUGUAAGAAACUUUUCAUUUGUUUGUUAAACAGCUUUGAUGAAAUAUUAAAACUGAAUCCAACUUU